GAAUAGAUUCAGUUUCCAAAUGCAUAUAUUUAUCAUUCUUUCUUUUCUUCUUUAGACACAGUUGUUUACGAACUGCACAACUUUCAAAACUCAUUGUGUUUGAGGGAAUCUGGAAUAUCCAAGACAAAAAGAUUCAUUCCCUUUUAGCUUUUGAGACAAAAAAUUAAGAUAAUGUGCCUUUUUUGUGAGGUCUUCUAUCACAGGGCCUGACCACCUGUGCUUAUACAUAGGGUGAUUUGCAUGCAGUUCAUAGUGUUAUUCUGGGUUGAAUGUUUUCACUUCUGUAAAUGCCUGAAUGCUCUGGGAAGCUGUCUUUUAUUAGAUUACUUUCUCAUCUGUAAACUUCAAAUCUACAGGUAAAGAUGCAGAUGCUCUUGUUCAUGUUUGGACCCGGAUUGUACCUAUUUUUUGUACUGGAUCAACUGAAUUUGGUCAAAACAAUGAACCCUAAAUUCUACCCUUGUGACAGUAACACCAACAGUAAUGGUAACAUACAUUUAGACUGCAAGCGCAGAGACCUCAUGAGCAUCCCUAAAUUUAUGUCAUUUUCUAUCAUCUCAUUAAACCUGGAUGAAAAUCGUAUACAUCAAGUAAAACGUGAUGAUUUCUCAGGUAUUCCCAAUCUUCAGAGUCUAAGUUUAAUGUGGAAUUGUUUGCCUGGGCGCCUCAAAGCAUUGAAAUUGCCUUCAUGCCAAGUGAUUAUUGAUCCGGAAGCAUUUGUUAAUCUCAAGAACUUGACCUUCCUUCAAUUGGCAGGAAAUAGUCUCAAGACUAUUCCUCUUCUACCCCAGCACCUUGAGGUUUUAGGAUUAGAAUUUAAUAAUAUUUUCCGGAUUGAACAACCCCUAGGAACACCUUUUCUCAAACAACUGCUUCUUGCCAAGAAUUGCUACUAUGCCAACCCCUGUAAUGAAUCAUUUUUCAUUGAUCAAAUGGUGUUUCAGGAUUUACCCGAGCUUCAGAACCUCACCCUUGGCUUUAAUAAUAUGUCUUCCGUUCCCAAACAAUUGCCUUCCUCACUGGAAAGUCUAGACCUUACAGAAAACAGAAUUACAGAGAUCUGGGAAAGCUCUUUUACAAACCUCACUAAACUCAGUUUCCUUAAUCUGCAGUGGAACUGCCAAAGGUGUGAUCAUGCUGCUCAACCUUGCUUUCCUUGCCCAAAUAAUUCAUCCUUAGGCCUGCAUGACAACGCUUUUUUUGAUCAGAGAGAGUCACUUGUUAUCCUUAGUCUACGGGGAAACUCGAUCUAUUCCAUUCCUAAAAAUCUUUUUGCACAACUAAAGAAACUAAAGACACUUGACCUCUCAGAAAAUCUCCUUGCCUACAGCAUCCGUAAUGGCACAUUCUAUGAGGAACUGCAGGGUGUUGUGUCCCUUAAUCUUCUAUAUAAUUAUCAACCGCUGAAAACAUUUUCAGAGCUGAUACUGUCACCCUCUAUUAGCAGAAUGAAGUCAUUGAGGAACCUUCAUUUAAGUGGGCUUUUCUUUCAUCAGUUGUCGAACAAUAGCCUUAGACCUCUGUUCAACCUAACACAGCUUGAGUAUCUUGACCUGCGCAUGAACUUCAUUAGUUCUUGUAAUGUAACUGCAUUUAACCAGCUGAGAUCGUUGAGAAUGGUUGUGCUUUCACAGAACAUGCUAACCAUCAACCCAUACUACACAGCAAGCUCUAAUAAUGCCAUGACCCUGGAUAGAUAUCAGAGGGAUGAUCACCUGAAUCUUCAAGACAUGCCUGCAUUUGAGUCAAAGCUCCAGAUGAACUAUUUACACUGCACUGACAAAGAAUGUCCAAAAAGUUAUUCAAUGAUGAAUUUCCAAAAGUGUUUCUGUUAUCGAAAACUCUUUUUUGACCUGUCACAAAACAAUAUACCAUGGCUGAAUGCAAGUACUUUCAAAGGAAUGGAGAAAACAGUGUGCUUGGACCUGUCCUAUAACUAUAUGAGUCAAAGUUUAAAUGGCCAGCAGUUUUAUCCUCUUACCGAACUGGUAUACCUCAACAUGGCACACAACCGUAUUGACCUUUACUUUAAUGAAGCAUUCCAGGAGCUAAGGAGAACACUGAAGGCUCUUGAUCUUAGCAACAAUGAAUUCCAUUUUCAGAUGAGGGGAAUUGGGCACCGCUUCACUUUCAUAAAGAACCUGACUUCACUUGAAGUUCUUAGUUUAGCAAACAAUAACAUUGGCAUGCGAAUCUCCAACACACUUUAUAGCACAUCUCUAAAGUGCCUGUUAUUCUCUGGAAAUCGUUUGGACAUCAUGUGGGACACCAGUGGAGAUCAGUACAUACGAUUCUUUCAGGGGUUGACAAACCUUACAUACCUGGACAUUUCUGACAACAAGCUUAGAUCAUGUUCCCCAGAAGCAAUAGUUAACCUUCCUCCAAGUAUUCAUGUGCUCAAGAUGGACUCAAACCUACUGAAUUACUUUCCCUGGAACAAUAUCUCCGUUCUCAGUCAACUGUGCUAUCUGAACCUCAGUGGAAACUAUCUGUUUAAUUUGCCAGACAGCGUUAUCUACUUUGGCAUUAAGCUUAGAAGCCUGGACCUCAGUCAUAACCGACUAAGUGCAAUUCCAGAGUCUUUCUUUAGUCAGGCAACAGGUCUUAAAGAACUGAUGCUCAAUCACAACCAGUUAAAGAUCUUAGAGAUGCACGCUCUCCCCCCAUCAUUACAGAAAGGCAAUACCAUUUGUAUCACUUCAAAGAUCUCCUGCAAGCUAACACUGCAUGCUAACCCAUUUACAUGUAGCUGUGCUACUUCCUGGUUUACUGAUUUUCUGCGAACAAGUCCUGUGGAUAUUCCACACCUCACUACAGAUGUUCGCUGUGGUUUUCCUGAAUCACAGACAGGAGUAAAUGUCCUUUCCAUUGAUCCUCGCUCCUGCCAGGAGAUAUUUGGCAGUGUUUCCUUCCUCUUUACUUUCCUCCUUACUAUUGCAGCAACUGCAGUCCCCCUUUUGAGGCAUCUAUAUGGCUGGGACCUGUGGUAUUGUUUCCAGAUAUUGUGGGCAGGACACAAGGGUUACAUGCCACUUCACGGAAACAACAUGAACAACCAACAUGAUGCAUUUGUGGUGUUUGAUACAAAGAACAAGGCAGUGAGAGAUUGGAUCUACAAUGAGAUGUUGAUUAACUUGGAAAGCAGAGGAAGAUGGAAAUUCCGGCUCUGUCUGGAGGAACGGGACUGGAUACCAGGAGUAUCAUGCAUUGAGAAUCUACACAACGCAGUGUACAACAGCAGGAAAACAGUGUUUGUGCUGACUAAUCAGGGUGGCUGUGCUUCUCUGAAUGGGGUAAUAAAGCAAGCUUUCAUUCUGGUCCAGCAGAGACUGCUGGAUGAGAAAGUGGAUGUUGCAAUUGUGGUCCUCCUGGAUCCUCUUUUCCCCAAGCUCAAGUACUUGCAGAUGAGAAAAAGGCUAUGCAGAAAGUCAGUUCUCUCCUGGCCUAAGAACCCUCGAGCCCAGCCUCUCUUCUGGAAUAAUUUGCAUAUUGCUUUAGCAUCUGACAACGUGAGAUCUUAUGAUAAAAAAGUUACAGAGAGCUUCCUAUCUAAUGAGCUUAUAUAAACCAAGGCACCAAGAUGUUAUAUUUACCCAAAACAUACUAAGCAAUUCAGAAGGCCUGUUUAUUUACAAAAGUUGAUUUGUUUAUUUGCAUACACUGAAAAGUAUGAAAGCAACACUAACUGCAAAACUUAAUAUAAUGUUUUCUUCAAGACAUUUCAGACAGUGAAUGUUUAUUAACAUAAAACAAAAGAGAUGUCAGAGCUCAUCUUGGAGGCAGGAAUGCACCCUGGACCAGAUGUCUGUCCAAUGCAAUUUAGUAGAGCCAAUCCGUCUGCUGGCUUGUCUGCUAUUUGAUACUUGCAAAGAAACUGCAGUACGUGGUGGAAACCUACAUGAAGAGCAUUCAAAAUGCCUCAGAGACAGUAAUUGGAACCUAGGAACCCUGAAUGCAGGAACUGUAAGGCUUCAUAACUACCUGCUGCACCACUGAGCUGCCCACAUAUUUUGUGUUUACUUAUUCUAUAAAAUAUUCUUGACCAUUAAUUGCUUUCUGCCAUACUUUUAGCCUAUAAUUAAUAUAGUGCCUCACUGAUACUACAAUCAUUGUUUAAUUUGCUAGCUUCAUAGCAACAUCAUAUGUUCUAAAAGUAUACAUUUUGGAUGUACAAUAAGAUUGUGUAACAAGCCCUGUUGUAUGAAGUUAUUAUAUCAUAGUAUAUGUAUAUUUAAAUAUGAAGACAAAUCAGUCAUUUUCAAAUUUCUGUACAUUAUAAUACAUUCUAAUACAAGAUAAAAUACAUUUUGCAACUUG
Ictalurus punctatus (channel catfish) is the source of this 4317-nucleotide messenger RNA. It is a transcript of the gene tlr9, whose product is annotated as toll-like receptor 9. The record is from RefSeq and is a predicted model, not a curated record. Bases 363 to 3566 code for a protein of 1067 amino acids. Gene Ontology annotation, biological process: defense response to virus; canonical NF-kappaB signal transduction; toll-like receptor signaling pathway. Gene Ontology annotation, molecular function: protein binding; pattern recognition receptor activity. The transcript has 2 exons. NCBI's taxonomy places the organism in Eukaryota, Metazoa, Chordata, Actinopteri, Siluriformes, Ictaluridae. Gene Ontology annotation, cellular component: plasma membrane.